AUGCUUCAUAAGCUCGCGGAUUCUUUAGUGACAGAUAUAUUAUCAUUUCUACCACAGUCGGAUAUUCUUUCAACAUUACAAGUAUCUCGGAGACUAUAUGAUUUGUCUAUUACCAAGUUAUACAAAAGGAUAUGUAUAAGAAAAGAUCCGGUAUAUCAUACAGAUGAAUGGUUCAUUGAUAGUAAAUGGACUACAGUCUCAGGAUAUAGAUCAUCACAUAGAAGGGAAGAUCAGAAUGAUUACAUUAUUUACUUAAAAUUAGAAAGACUCAUUGAAACUUUACAAAAUACUAAACAUUCAUUAUUGAUUAAAGAGGUUUCAAUAUUAGGUGAUGUUUUCCAUUAUAAAGAAGGUGAAGAAGUGUUGAGAAGAUUUAUUUUUACUUUAAGUGAAAGAGCUAAAUGCAUUGAAAUAUUAGAUGCUAAUUCUGAUCUUGUUGAUAUUUCUAAAUUUCCAAAUUUAACUAGAGUGGUGACAGAUAAUGUCAAUAAAUUACAAAAUACAUCCAGAUUAAAAAGUCUAGUUAUUGACUUACCGGGUAAUAUAGAUGAGACUUUAAUCAAAACCAACCCAAAUUUUACAAAUCUAAGAGAACUUGUAUUGGAAGAUGAAGAAUUUGCAGCAUUAAGAAUAUUAAAGAUCUUUUCAGAAUCUAAGAUUCCAAAACUAUCAUUGAAAAGACUAACAUUCAAUCAUGUUCAUGGCUUACACAAUUAUAGUACAGUUUUGAGAGAAUUAACAAUCAAAUUCAUUGAAGAAUGUGUUGAUUUAUCAAAUUUAGAAGAAUUAGAAAUGUCAAUUGGUUGUGAAGUUCAAAAUUGUGAUUGUCUUGAUACAUUUCUGGAUGAUUUAGCACCAAUGUUAAACAGUAUCAAAAAAUUAUCACUGAAGGAAACAACAUUUCAUAGAGAUCAUUAUAUUUCUGAAAAAUGGGAUAUAAACAUUAAUCGAUUUUUAUUACAUCUUCCUAAAGGUCUUAAAUAUUUAUCAAUUCGUCAUAAUCCACCAAGAGAUGGAAAAUUAGAGAAUAAUGUUGAAGGGAAUUAUAUUAGAAGAAAAACACUAUAUCAAAAAGUUCUUCCAACUUUAACAUCAUUAGAAACUGUUAUUUGCCCAACUUUAUUACAAACAUGUGCAUGUUAUGAGAUUUUAGUUUCAGAUUUAUUAUGGAAUGGGUGUGAAUGUUCAUAUUGCAAAGAUGUGUUGGGCCUAUUCGAUGAAUAUCUUAUGAAUCAUCAAUAUUAUGAUGAGGAAGAUACGGAGUUCAAAGAUGUUAUUUCACCAAGAUUUUUCGGUAUAGCUGGAGUUGAAUUAUUAGCACGUCUUCAAAACAAAUCAGAUCUUGAUGUGUUAAGUUAUGCACCGGGUCAAAAUUAUUGGGAUUUCCAUGGGUAUGAAACAAUUGAACAUUUCAACGAUUAUGAAUGUAUGUUUGACGAAAGUUUUUUUGAACCUUUAGCUGUUUGUGUUUCACAUUUUUAUAAAGGUUAUCUGGAAUUUUUUGUUGAUAAUUUACCAAACUUGAAAACCGUUGUUCUCUCAGGAUCCCACUUCAUCGUGGACAAACAUGAGAACUUCAGAUGUGUAUAUGACAAUCCUAAGCUAAUAUGA
Messenger RNA from Hansenula ciferrii, 1611 nucleotides. RefSeq names its product Roy1p (gene ROY1). The record is from RefSeq and is a predicted model, not a curated record. Bases 1 to 1611 code for a protein of 536 amino acids. Lineage: Eukaryota; Fungi; Ascomycota; Saccharomycetes; Phaffomycetales; Wickerhamomycetaceae. Gene Ontology annotation, molecular function: protein binding. The transcript has a single exon.